GCACAAGCCCAAUCCCGUCUUCAGCACCAGGAACAGGGAGCCAUGCUGCAGAGCGCUUCCGGAGGCGGAUAAUCCUCAUCUCUGCUGUCAGGGAAGGAUCUCCAACAUCUACAGGGAGGAUUUCUUGUUCCACCUUUAACAGAAGGUCACGCGAGAAGAGAAAUGGAUAUUUGAGUCUCACCUUGUGCGUUUUUCUGUCUCUUCUGUAAACAUUUGACAGUCAUACAGCGACACACUGGAUAAUGUGACAGCUGUUGGCACGUUUCAUCGACCACAAGGAGAAAAACGACAGAAUCAUCUAAUCGAUUUCUCAUCUCAGCACCACGAUGGUGACCAUUAAUCUGGUUUUAACUUUACUAGCGGCGGCUCUUUGGAGGAUCAGCGGAGAACCGCUAAUGACUCCUUCAUCUGCGCCAAACGCGCAGUUAAAUUCAACAUCCAUCAUCACCAGGAGCCACGAUCAUGAACUGGCGAAAAAUGGCACAAACACAGCCCGGAUUUCUCCUCUGAUGGCGCAUCUCCCCGCUCUGAAAAACAUCGUUAUUUUUAUCUUCGUGUUAACAGCAGCCCUCAUCACAUGUCUGGUGGUCAGAGUGAUCAGAUCCGGUCGACGAAUCAGGAAAACGCGAAAAUACGACAUUAUAACGACCCCUGCGGAGCGUGUUGAGAUGGCCCCUCUUAAUGAGGAGAAUGAUGAUGAAGAUGAUUCAACCCUCUUUGAUGUCAAAUACAGGUGAACCCCAAUGUGGACGUCAGUAAUUUGCACCUCCUGUCCUGCUACAACUCAAGUGAUUUUUAUUUCUGUCAUCAGUGACUUUUGCAUGACUUUAUUCUGUUCAGAUAUUUGAUUGAUGUUUUAUGGAGGCUCCUAUCAUCCAAACAAUCUAAUAUUUUAGUUUUUAAACAGAAAAGGAGCUUUUGAGUUCAUGUGUGAAAGUUUUAAGUCCAACUUUGUGAUUGGCAGUCAACUGAUCAAUUAAUUUUAUAGAAGUUUAAUAUUUGUCCUAUUAUUUGAAAAUGCUUUUUACCAAAGCUUACCAAUUACACUCUAUCCAUCCAUCCAUCCAUCCAUUUUCAUCCACUUAUCCGGAGUCGGUCGCGGGGGCAGUAGCCUAAGGCGAGAGGCCCAGACUUCCCUCUCCCCAGCCACUUGGACCAGCUCUUCUGGGGGAAUCCCAAGGUGUUCCCUGGCCAGGUGAGAGACAUAGUCCCUCCACCGUGUCCCGGGUCUACCUUUAGGUCUCCUCCCGGUUGGACAUGCCCAGAAAACCUCACCAGGAAUGCGUCCAGGAGGCAUCCUGACCAGAUGCCCGAGCCACCUCAACUGGCUCCUCUCGAUGUGGAGGAGCAGCGGGUCUACUCCAAGCCCCUCCCGAAUAACCGAGCUUCUCACCCUAUCUCUAAGGAAGAGCCCAGCCACUCUUCGGAGAACACUGAUUUCGACCGCUUGUAUCCGCGAUCUCGUUCUUUCGGUCACUACCCAAAGCUCAUGACCAUAGGUGAGGGUAGGAACGUAGAUCGACCGGUAAAUCGAGAGCUUCGCCUUCUGACUCAGCUCUCUCUUCACCACGACAGACCGGUACAACGCCCACAUCACUGCAGAUGCAGCACCAAUCUGCCUGUCGAUCUCACUCUCCAGCUGUCCCUCACUCAUGAACAAGACCCCGAGACACUUAAACUCCUCCACUUGGGGCAGGACCUCAUCCCUGACCCGGAGAAGGCAUUCUACCCUUUUCUGAAUCAAGACCAUGGUCUCAGAUAACUCUAGUUAUUUUUAAUUACAAUGAUGAAAUUAGAGUUUUAGAGGCUCACAUACAACAAAUAUUGUUGUGAAUAUAUAUUUUUUCAACUAACUUGCAGGCCUCUUAGUGAGAUUAUAAACAAAGAUUUUUUUUUAGCAAAACCAAAUUUUAUAUUUGCGUACUAACCACUUUAUUGUGCAUAUAUACUGUUAAAGACCACAUCCUUCAGGUGUAAAUUAAGCAUAUCUGUAUUUUUUUUAACCAAAAGUCUUAAAAUCUGUUUUAUUUUGCUGCUAUCACAGAUAUUAAAUUGUCAAAUCUGACCAAAAUCUCUAGAAUGAAUGUGAAGGUUGUAAUCUGGUUUCAUUAAGUGUUCUGAAUUCUGACAGCAGCAGGGUUUUUGGGGCCAUUUUGAAUUGUGCUUAUGUGUAAAUGUUUAAAUAAUUACUGAAAAAAAAAGUUUUCCUCAGCAGCCUGAGUUUGGUGAAAUAGUGAAUCUUUUCUAGAGGUCGAUAAGCUAACAGCAAGGUUGAAUGCAGCCAAAUCUCCAAAUAUUUGCAGUGGUUUACGAAAAAACUCUUUUAUAGUUCAUUAGGCUUCCAUUAUUUUCUCAUCGCAAGGUAAUUUUUUUAGCAGGAUUAAAAUUCCUCCCCAUUCACCUCUGGGUGCACCAGAAGUGCAAGAAGCAGGAAGCCAUCUAUACUGUAGUGGGUGAGGUGGUCAUCAAAACCAUAGACAUCAUAUGGUGCAUUUGAUUUACCUCGGAAGAUGGAUCUAGGAAUGGCAUCGCAUCCGAGUUAACCUCGCUCUGGUUAUUGUAGUCGGAGAAAUCAGGAUUCCAAUAUUGUGACGCACACCUGCCAAGUCAUGUCAUGUUCAACAAACCAAUCUGAAAUGAUUGGAGCUUUCUGACAUGGUGCAUUAUCCUGGUGGAAGUGGCCACCAGAGGAUGGGUACAUGGUGGUCAUGACGGGAUAGACAUGGUCAGAAACAAUGCUCAGUUAGCCCGAGGCAUUUAAACGAUUCCCAAUUUGAACUAAGGGACCUAAAGUGUGCUAAGAAAACAUCCCCCACACCAUUACACCACCACCACCAGCCUGCAGAGUGGUAACAAGGCAUGAUGGAUCCAUGUUCUCAUUCUGUUUACGCCAAAUUCUGACUCUACCAUUUGAAUGUCUCAACAGAAAUUGAGACUCAUCAGACCAGGUAACAUUGUCCAGUCUUCAACUGUCCAAUUUUGGUGAGCUCAUGCAAACUGUAGCCUCUUUUUCCUAUUUGUAGUGGAGAUGAGUGGUACCUGGUGGGGUCUUCUGCUGUUGUAGCCCAUCCGCCUCAAGCAUUACGGUGUGGCUUCACAAAUGCUUUGCCGCAUUCCUCGGUUGUAACGAGUGGUUAUUCCAGUCAAAGUUGUUCUUCUAUCAGCUUGAAUCAGCCGGCCCCUUCUCUGACCUCUAGCAUCAACAAGGCAUUUUCGCCUACAGGACUGCCGCAUACUGGAUGUUUUUCCCUUUUCACACCAUAAUUUGUAAACCCUAGAAAUGGUUGUGGGUGAAAAUCCCAGUAACUGAGCAGAUUGUAAAAUACUCAGACCAGCCCGUCUGGCACCAACAACCAUGCCACGCUCAAAAUUGCUUAAGUCACCUUUCUUUCCCAUUCUGACCUUCAGUUUGGAGUUCAGGAGAUUGUCUUGACCAGGACCACACCCCUAAAUGCAUGGAAGCAACUGCCAUGUGAUUGGUUGAUUAGAUACUUGCAUUAAAGAGAAGUUGAACAGAUGUUCCUAUUAAUCCUUUAGGUGAGUGUAUGUGAGUUUUGUAAAAUAAUCACAUUUAAAUCAAAAGUUACUGUUGAUAUGGAGAGCUGCCAUUUAGGAUGUGAGGUUGGCGUUCCGAAACUCUUCCGAGUUUUUGACUGGGAGGUCCGACUUUGAGGGGCAUUUCAUUUGAAUUUUCUUACUCAUACGUCGGUAUUUCCCAGUUCCAAGGACAAAUCGAACGCACCAAUAGACAGGACAUGGACUGGCGCUGUAGUGGGCCGCCAUCUUGGAUGGGUCUCCAUUCGCCCCAAGUGCAUUUAUUUCUACUCAGGAUGUUUACCCAACUAAAAAACAUUUUAUUAUGCUUUUUCACAAAAUCAGGCAUAUGGUUUGGCAUGAUAAUUAAAUAUACAUUUAAUUAAAAUAAUUAAAAUAUAAAAUCCCAAAAGGUAUGCUAAAAAAAGCCAAUAGUAAAUCAUCUCACAUGAUCUGUGUUCAAUAGUAUGCCGGCUGUUGCAACCGUAUAGGCUGCAUGAAAAACGGACAUAUUGCGCACUCUGUGUGAUGGCUCCAGUUGGGUUUGGAGUGAGGAAUCCAUCCAAUAUGGUGGUGGUGCUGUUACGCUCUCCAGCGCUCAGUGGCGCGUCGACAUAUUUGUGUCUAUGAUCAAAUCUUUUCCGCAGAAACAACCCUCAAAAUGAUGAAAAACAUCCCUUAAAGUGUAUUGAAUGGUGAGGGUAGCAGGUUUAAUGAUUAACAACUUGCUCUCAGUAUUUUAGCCUGGAGUCAGAACUAAACUCCUGUGAAUUCUGGUUUCUCUGGUCUGAGUCCGUAAAUAAACAGCUAAUAGGCUUUCUACUUAUUGACGUAAAAUGUGAUUUUUUUCCCCCUGGGCUCCUUCAAAUUAAAUCUUUUUAGGAUCUCAAACUAACAAGUUCUCAGAAGCUGCCUGCUUAGUUUCUCAUCAGCAUGUACACCCCCCAAAACAAUAAUAAAUCUUAAAUUUAGUAAGUUGUUUACAAAAUAUUAGAAUCACUGUUUACCCCAAAAUACGUAACCUUGUUUCUGAGGGGCAGGUUUGGUUUCCGUAGCUGAUAGUAGAUGACCUUCAGCUGUGAUCUAAGUAUCUACGGUUGCAGCUGCUGAGCUUUAUCCUUCAAAUCAAAUGCUGUCGACAUUUUCAAACUGAAUGUGUUUGUUUAUAAAAACAUAUAUAAACCAAUAAAUGUGAAUCAAUUCUGAUUAUUGAUGUUUUUUUCAAUCAAACUCUUGUGUUUUUCUUUAUGAUUUUAAUAUGUAACAGUCUGCAGAUGCAUUUGUUUCUCUUAGGCAUGUUGUAAAUUCUUCUUUCCGUGUGUGUGUGUGUGUGUGUGUGUGUGUGUGUAAUCAUGGAAAAAACCUGCUCACGUAAAGUUGCUAAUUGUAGACUUUUAUUAGCUCCGAGUCAAAACGUUUCCCCUGUAAAAUAAACCAGUCGUAGCUGUGAAGACAAAAAAAAAAAAAAGAAGUUACAUGUUUUUCUGGAAAACAACUUUGACCCAGAUGUGUGUUCCAUGUCUUUAAAGCAAAAUAAAAUAACUUCCUUUGAAGUGUUGAGUCUUUAAAGGGAGCGGUGUGGAACAUG
Molecule: messenger RNA, 5122 nt
Organism: Nothobranchius furzeri (turquoise killifish)
Lineage: Eukaryota; Metazoa; Chordata; Actinopteri; Cyprinodontiformes; Nothobranchiidae
Gene: fam174b
Product: family with sequence similarity 174 member B
Source: RefSeq, a predicted model, not a curated record